Trichoderma virens Gv29-8 is the source of this 1205-nucleotide messenger RNA. RefSeq lists its product as uncharacterized. Bases 99 to 1205 code for a protein of 368 amino acids. The record is from RefSeq and is a predicted model, not a curated record. NCBI's taxonomy places the organism in Eukaryota, Fungi, Ascomycota, Sordariomycetes, Hypocreales, Hypocreaceae. The transcript has a single exon.
AGACUGCAGGUACUGUAUUUCUAGCCGUGGAAAACCAUUUGUGGUUUGAUAAACAACAAACAGCUUCAAAUAAACGUAACACAGACAUUAAAGCCACCAUGACUUCGAUUGAAGACAAGAUUCGCUCCGCUGCAACUCGCAACCAUGAGCUACUUGGCGUCCUGUCUAUGACAGACUAUGCCAUACCCGGCUUUGAGAACCAGAAAAUGUACAUCGCCGACUUGGAAAACCAGGCAAAAAAGAACGCAGCCAAACUAGCGAGUCUGAAAAGCAAGCACUUAGUCGAGCUGAGGGAGCAUGAGCAGUACCGUGACAGCAUCGUCCGGCGCUUCAUGUACAAGAUCGGUGGCAAGAAGGAUAAGUUCGAGGCUCGCGCCGCCAAGGAAGAGCGCGAAUACUUCGACGUGUUGCAAGAAGAACACCGCGAGACGGAGGUGAAGAAGAACCUCGAGUCCGCGCUGGCCCAGGCGCGGCAAGCGUCAGCCGAGCUUGAGGCGGUCGUCGAGCGGCACAAGACCGCACAGCGGGAGCUUAACAGCCUCUACAACGACAUCUUCUCAGGGCCCACACCCCAGUUCCCUGAGGAGGAUGAGCGGGAGCAGGCCUUCACGUCCGCGCAGGUGAAUUACCACGAGGCUCGCAUGCGUGCGGAGAGCCAGAUCCACGCCAUCGGGAUGCUGGAACAGGCGAGACAGCGCAUGGUUAAUGCCCUGCACGCCAUGCAGGACGCGCUAUCCGCGUCUCGCCUUGACAUGUUUGGCGGGGGCACCAUGGCCGACGUGAUGGAGCGAAAUGCCCUCUCACAGGCCGAGGUGCACAUCUCUCAGGCACGCAUGGACAUGAUGAACGCGCAGCGGAUGGACGGCGCAAUCAAGGACCUACCCCCCGUGAAAAUCUCCCACGGUAAUCUGGUGGGCGAUGUGCUGUUUGACAACAUCUUCUCGGACAUGGACUUCCACGAGAAGAUCAAGCGGUCGAAUCUCGAGGUGGAACGCUGCGCCCAGGCGCUCAAGCAGGAGAUUCAGGGAGCACAGCAUAGACAUGAGGGCAUGGAGGGUGAGCUGAGAGACAAGGAGAGACAGCUGAAAGAUACGCGAACGGCGCUCCAGGCGGUGAGGGAGAUGGCGUUUGAGAGGACGCUGAACGGCUCGAGCGGGGAGUUGGAGUUGCCACCGGCGUACGGAGAACAGCGAGUAGUUAUGUGA